CUCUCCCAUUCCGUUUCUCUUGGUGGACGGACGCCGCGCUGUGCAGAUCUAUUCUUCCAUUAUUGUGAAAAUUGCGUGCACCUCUCACCUUGAUAAAUUAUCGUGAACAUUGUGAUAGUCUCCCUGGCUCUGUGGCCCUCGAGUUGAUUAAUUAUUCGAUAGAAGACGUUGAAAUGGCCACCGAGAACGCGAACAAAGUAGACACCAAACCACCACAAGAGAACAAUGACGAAAAUAAUAUCAGACCCGGUGGUGGACAAGGUGGUGGAGGUGGUGGCGGAGGAGGUCGAGGUGGUCGUGGACGGAAAAAUUCGCGAUUUUCCGGCGGUCGUGGCGGUGGCCAAGGAGGUGGUGGUGGGCCACGAAAUGAUAUGCAGAUGAAGAUGAGUGAGUCAAUGAUGGAGGGGAACAUGAUGGACUCGAGUAUGAUGCAAGAUAACAAGGAGAGAAUGGGUGGGAAUAAUGGGCCCAUGGGUGGACGAGGGGGUGGUAUGCGUGGCGGUCGUGGUGGUGGCCGUGGCGGCGGUGGAGAUCGAGGCAUGGGGAACCGAUCACAAGAUGACCGAAUAAUGGAGAAAUUAAUGAGCAUCAAUGGCCCAACCUUCGAGCUUGCGGCACAGGAUACAACAGAGAAAAAAUUCAGUGGACGAAACCGUCUCUAUGUGGGGAAUCUCUCCAAUGACAUCAACGAGGAAGAAAUUACGAACCUGUUCACACCAUUCGGUGAAAUUUCUGAAUUAUUUGUCAACAAGGAGAAAAAUUUCGCUUUUCUACGAAUGGAUUACAGAGCUAAUGCAGAGAAAGCAAAGCGCGAGUUGGACGGCAUGAAGAGGGGGGCGAGAGCAAUGAAGGUCAGGUUUGCCCCGCAUUCAUCAGCAAUUAAAGUGAAAAACCUCACACCACACGUAUCCAACGAACUUUUGGAGAAAUCAUUCAGUGUUUUCGGCGACAUUGAAAGGGCUAUUGUUGUCGUUGAUGACAGGGGACGUCCGACUGGGGAGGGUAUCGUAGAGUUCGCCAAGAAACCAUCAGCACAGACUGCUAUUCGUAAAUGCACAGACAGCUGUUUCUUCCUCACUGCAUCGUUGCGGCCAGUCGUGGUAGAACCAUUUGAACAACAAGAUGACAUAGAUGGUUAUCCAGACAAAAACAUCCAAAAGAAACCAGAGUACUAUAAAGCCCGUGAUGUUGGGCCCAGAUUUGCACAACUUGGUAGCUUUGAACAUGAGUAUGGUACUAGGUGGAAGCAGCUUCAUGAAUUGUAUAAACAGAAAGAGGAAGCUCUCAAGAGAGAGAUGGUUAUGGAGGAGGAAAAGUUAGAGGCUCAAAUGGAGUUUGCAAGAUACGAGCAUGAGACUGAAUUACUCCGAGAACAAUUGAGAAUGAGAGAGGCAGAUCGUGAACGCCAGAAACGGGAAUGGGAAAUGAAGGAGCGUCAUGCUGAAGAACAGAGGUCACGUGAGGAGGAAGUACGGAGACGUCAACAAGAGGAGAUGACACUCCGUAUUCACCGCCAAGAGGAGGAGUUACACAGACGUCAGCAGGAGAAUAAUUUGUUUAUGCAGGAGCAGGCAAUGCGAGGUUCUGGUAAUAAGAACUACGAUGGGGUUCAGAACAAUGAUCGUGAUGGUUACAAUGGUCCUGAUGGUGGAAACAACUUGCCAGUGGAUCCUAAGUCAUUUAUGGAUGCAUAUAACAAUAUGGACCGCGCUACUCGCGGUGGGGGUUACAAUGACGAACGUGUUGGACCGAUAAUGGAUUUGAUGGAUAUGAGGGUUGAUAUGGGCAACAUGGGUAAUAAUCGUGGAAACAAUGGUGGUGGUGGUGGUGGUGGUGGAAAUGCAGGUGCAGGAGGUAUUGGCGGUGCCGGUCGUUGGCAGGGUGCUAAUGACCGCAACCGCCAGGAAGAUUAUCCUAACAAAAGGAGACGCUACUGAAUAAUCAGUAAUAGAAUUUAUUCACCUCUUAUCCAACAAAAAUAAACAACACCAGACCAUUGAAUAACUAAUCCCUCCUCACAGAAACAAUCAUUUGAAUUUAUUUUAAUGAAUUGACAUUUUACUUCACUGAUUUUACAACAUGUAAAUUGAUGACGUGACGUGUGGUGUAACGAGUAUUUUUCAUUACUCGGUGCGCUUGGUUCCAUCUUAAAUUAAUCAGAUUCACCCUGGAGUGUCCGAAGCGGAUGAUAAAUUUGAUAUAUUUUGUUUUCAUGUGAGGAAUAUUCUCAUUCUCAUUUUAGUUGUAUUUCAUCGCACAAUGAAAGCAUAUACUUGAGCUUAUGUGUAUGAUAUUCAAGCUAAUUCUCAAUUGUAUCAUUUACAAUUACUUUGAAAAUUUGUUCUCUGUAGACAAUAGAAAACGUUUACCCAGAA
This is a messenger RNA of Diachasmimorpha longicaudata, 2375 nucleotides long. RefSeq names its product hrp65 protein-like. The transcript has 9 exons. Gene Ontology annotation, molecular function: RNA binding. The coding region runs from base 174 to 1937 and encodes 587 amino acids. Gene Ontology annotation, biological process: regulation of DNA-templated transcription. The record is from RefSeq and is a predicted model, not a curated record. Gene Ontology annotation, cellular component: nucleus. Lineage: Eukaryota; Metazoa; Arthropoda; Insecta; Hymenoptera; Braconidae.